This is a messenger RNA of Ruditapes philippinarum (Manila clam), 905 nucleotides long. RefSeq lists its product as uncharacterized. The record is from RefSeq and is a predicted model, not a curated record. Bases 108 to 761 code for a protein of 217 amino acids. Lineage: Eukaryota; Metazoa; Mollusca; Bivalvia; Venerida; Veneridae. The transcript is spliced from 5 exons.
UUGGCGUCAUGACAUCAGGACAACAUUGACGCCGCGAUCCUUCAGCAGUUUGGUCACAUUGUCAUAAACAGGGUGGUAUUAUGUAGCUUUUUGAAUGAUAAACAUUGAUGAAAGAGAGUGACCUAGAAAUAUACGCUGUUCUUAAGAUGACCGUCAAUCCGCAAACCGGAUGUUGCGAUUAUCCGAGUGCAAUGCGUUUUUGGAGAGCGGUGGAAACCAAAUAUCAGGAAAGAAAGCGAAGAUGGUUAGAGGCGAAGGCUCGUAUGAUGACUGCUAAAAUGGCGGCUUUUAAAGCGCAGAGAGAAUUGGAUGAACUCGAACGAGAUUCUGAAGACCAGACUUGCGAGACAAGUCGCAGUGUGUCCCCGAUGUCUGACCUUGACUUUGAAGACGCAAGAGAUGACGAAUUCUCUGACGUAGACGACGACAUGUUCGUGGAUCCCGCCGACAGAUAUUACACUAGUUUAGACGCAGACGAAUGGCAAAGUAUACGACACAACCUGAUGAGGGCUCACAGAUACGAAUUUGAUAGAAAGAAGAGAAUUAUCCGCAGAGUACUCGUCGUUAUUUUGAGUCUAUUUUGGAUCUUGGUUGGCGGAAUUUUAUUCUUUUUAAAGACGACAGAGAUGACAACAGAGCAUGAACCAGUCAUUGAGCAGACGACAAAGGCAGAAUGCCUAUUCCAGUGUGACCAGAAGACUAUGAUUCACGAGUUUAUACAAAUGCUUUUCACGUCUGCAAGAACUGACGAAGAGAUUUAAGAUAAAAGCCAAGAACUACAUCAAAUAAUGAACAAUUUGGACUGACAAGAAUUUUAAAUGAAUUGUAUUAUUUCUCUGCUGGUAACGGAAACAAAUUUUUAAAAAAUCGACCCUUAUUUUUUUGUCAAUAAAUCUUUAAGCAUA